UUCUUUACUAUUCUCUUCAAAAAAAUUUCAAAUUUAACUUGGAUGCAAGAAAUUUAAAAAAAUUUUCCGCAAACGCAAUCCGCAAUUGCGUGCUGUUUUGUUUACUGGUCCACAAAGAAUUCAACAUUGGUACAUCUUUUACAAUUUUAGCAUGAUAAUUAGUGACCGGGGCCCGGACCGGAUCCGGCCGGAUUUUCCCGGAGUCCGGGUCCCAAAUCCGGGUUUUUUUUAAAUUUCCGGAUUAAAACCGGACCGGAUUAAUCCGGAGAAAUCCGGCCGGAUCCGGUCCGGCUCUAGAAAGUGUCGACUCUCAUGGGUUAUGUUGUGUAUUUUUCUAUCGUAACUUUGCUGAUUUCACUCAGCCUGGUAUUGUGAUGUGCCUGGGUUCGAAUACACUAAAAACUAAACUGUCAUUUUGUCUGAAAAGUUUUAUUCCCUUAAAAAUGUACUGAAAUAACAAUUUUUUAUUAAAAUUUAAGAAAAUGAUCAACACCUUAAAAGAACGAAAACGGCAAUUUGGAUUUUAUACGGAUAAAUAUAAUUGGCACGAAAUUACAGGAAAUACUAGAAAAUAUAACGAUACUCCACUUAUUUACUUCCAUUUGGAUGGAAAAAACAAUUUUGAUGAUUAUAAUGAAUAUGGUUAUCCAUUUGAUGGUUGGGAAAAGCCUACAAUGAAGGAAUAUGAAAAUGAAAAAGCUUGUGGAAUAGAUUUUGGUAAUAUAAAAAAGAUAUAG
This is a messenger RNA of Meloidogyne enterolobii, 737 nucleotides long. The record is from the annotation of a GenBank genome assembly. NCBI's taxonomy places the organism in Eukaryota, Metazoa, Nematoda, Chromadorea, Rhabditida, Meloidogynidae.